GAUACAGACCAAGUUUGCCAGACCAGACCAGUCCCGGCGAAGCAGCCAGCUGUCAGACUCAGGCUUAUUUAACGCGCGGGCCAAGCUGAAAACUCUUUUAGUAUAGCGUUGGCGUGCGAGACAGACGGUUCGGUUGAGCACAAGAUACACAAAGUACUUGACAAGUCUGAAACAAAAAACGAGUUCGAGUUCCGAGCAAAAAAAUAUAUAUAUAUACUUAAUACAUACAACAUAAGCACAUUUAGCGCAAGCGUUGAACUAAUGUGAAACCAAAACAAAAAUCAAAAGAAACACUUUAAACACAAAAGCAAGCGAGAAAAUACACACAGAGAGCGAGCGACUUUGGGCCCAAGCACAGAGCCACAACUGGAGCCAGUGCAGCAGCCCUUCAAUAAUAACUUCAACUUCAACUUCAGCUUCAACUAAACAAGACGAAGAGCAGCUGGAGCGCGUCGAGCGUGCAAAUUAAAAGCGCACAGUAGCACGAAAGGAAUACAGCACAGCCGCAACAACCACAGCAACAAUCAGAACAACAACAAUAUGGAAGUGGCAACAACAAACAAUCACAGUCAGAGCCCUCAUCAUCAUCAUCAUCGUCAUCAUCGCAGCAGCGGUGGUGGUAGUGGUGGUGGUGCUUCUGCUGCUGUUGCCGUUGGCAGUGGUUCCCGUUCACCGUUUCAACGUGAGGUGCGUGAAUGGCAACGCAUCGAUCCGGACACUGGAGCGUUGUUCAGCGGACGCUUGGAGGCAGAUCGCUGGAUAAAUGGACCAAUGAACAGCUAUGGCAAGAUAUCCGAUUCCCAAAAUAUCUCACAGCCGAAUGGCACACAGCACACACAGCGCAAACAGUUGGAGGUGCUACGCACCGCCAAUGGCGCCAUGCAGGUGAUACGCACACAGACAGUACAAAAGACAUCAUCCACAUCCCGUUGGUCCACCUCCUCAUCCAGCACCACCACCCGCAGCAGUGCAACGCCCAUGGCGCUAUGGGCGCCCAAGCCCAGUCAAGGCGUUGACAUUUGUGAGCUUAGCGACGAUGAUAAUGAUGAUGAAGAUGAUGAUGACGAUAGCAUUCAUAAUGACAGCGACGCUGGCGUCGCCGUCGUCAUCGACAAUGAAUCUCCAACUGCAUCCAUGGCAAGUUACAGCCAUGGCCAGGAGCUGGUUGAUGAUCAUGUUGAUUUUGUUGUGAUUAAUGGCCACUCGGACGCUGACGAUCGCCAGUUUAGCCAAGACGCUGACGACGUUGCUCAUUUGCACAAAAUCGUCCACAAUUUGUUACCCGAUACCGCGCCAAGUUUGAAAUUGAGCAAUCUAAUGAAAAGCAGCUCGAGUAUUUCCAGUCAAAGCAGCAACAACUCAAAUUUAACAACUGCAACGGCAACAACAGCAGCGGUUGGCAACACCCACAGAAAUGCGGCUAAAAUAAGCCUACAUGCAAUUGUUGGCCAGACGACAACGGCAACAGCAGCAGCAACAACAACAACAACACCAUCAUCAUCAUCAUCAUCAUUAUCAACGUGGCCCAAGCGAUUGGGACUGACGGAGCAGUCUGACUUAUAUGGCCAGAACAACAACAACAACAGCAACAACAAAAGGCGCGUGGGCGUCUCAACUGAUGCUGCUGGCGAUGCUGACGUAGCUGUUGCGGCCACGCCAACGCUGCGUCGUGAUUUGGAAAGUUUCCGGCAUUAUAACAACAACACCAACACCACCACCACAACCACCGCCGCCACCGACGACAACGAUGAUGAUUUGCGGCUCAGUGCUCGCCAUCAGCGUCGCCAGCAGGUGUCCCAAUCCGUGUAUGCACCACCCUUGCCAACCACAUUGCAGGGCAGCCUGCAACGCUCACGUUCGAUAUCCACGGAUGAUCUCAGCAACGAUUGGCAGCUGCAGGAGGAGGAAGAAGAGCCGUGUGGCGAUUGGCGACGAGUCAGUAAACUGCGACGCUCCUUUCAAUCACAGGACUACCAUAAGGUGACGACUAGGCCUCGUCCACGGCCAUUGGAUUUGCCCAGCAGCUCGGUGAGUGUGGCCCGCAUUCGUGCCGAACUGGAGAACGGGCGUCGCCUCAAUACGGCCAUGCGCAACAAUCACGUCGAUCUGGCAGCCCUGGACAACAUACUGAACCCCAACAUACCAGCCACAGUCUCUGUCAAGCCGCAGGUGGCCAAGCGGAGCACGUUCCUCACAGCCGAAUCCCUGCAAGAAAUACGUGGCAAGCUUAAGAAACUGUCCGACGAGAGCCUCUACAAGGAGGACUUUCUGGUCCACCAAGCCACCACCAAGCCCGCUGUGGUUGAGGUCUUGCAGGCCCCUGAGCCAUCACCUGCAGCACCUGCACCACUCGCACCACCAUCCGCCUUUCGUGCAGUCCACAAUACGCACAGCCUGGAGACGCGUCAGCGACCCAAGGACACCAGUUCCAGUGAGUGGCACUUGCGCCGUAAGUCCUACGGCUUUGAGAAGAUGUCGCCACCCGAGAAUCGCAGCAUAUUUCGCGUGGAUGCAUCCACAGACAGUGGCUUAGGUCGCUCCGGCGAGCAAUUGGGCAAUUGGUCGCCCACAGAGCGAACAGCUGCGUCUGCAAAUGGACCUGGUUCCACCAUUAUACACUUUGGCCGACAGCAGCCGAGUUCACCGGACAGUCCCAACGAAGCCGAGCUCAGCAAACGACAUUCCAUUGCCGUGGAAGAAACUUGGCGCGAUAUACGCAAAACAUCGCAGGUGCAUGUAAAUGGUGAGCCCGUGAAUGGGAACCACAGCUCCAGUCAAUUGCAUCGCAGCAGUGCACAGAAGCGUGUGGAAUUCUGCAAAACGGAGGUUCACUUUGCCGCCGAGUCCGGGCGUGUUAAUAUUGUGGAAACUGAUGGAAAACCGCCACCUACACAGAACUUUCGACGACGUCGCCGCACCGCCAGUGGUCCACUGCAGAGUCUGGUGAAGUCGGCAAGUGUGAGCAGCAGCAGCUCCAGCACGAGCACCAGUUCCACCAGUAAUGUCACUCAUUUUGGGGAUGAUCCAACUGUACGCAGCAAAACCAUUGCAUCCAGCACGGUGGCGUAUCGGGCCACGUUAAUGGAGCCACCGGAACUAAUUACACAGCCUGUGGCGGGCACACAAGUUACGAUUAUUACCACGACACCAAAACCAAUAUUGGAGCCUCGCUACAGUUUGCUGGAGUCGACUAACUCGGCGUCCAGGCAUAGUUAUACUUCCACCAGCGGAGUGGACACAACGGAUAAUGAAACCGACGAACUGGCCAAUAUACGCGGCAUAUUGAAGAAUAAACCCAUUAAGCCAAAACCUUAUCAUCUGGGCGAGAAUAUUGAGAGUGCCGAUGUGCUCUGGAGCGUGCCAGCUCCGAUCAAAAGUGAUCGGGAAAGCAGUCCUCUAAGUCGGGAGAGUGCCACUGGGGACUCACCAAUAACCACCAAAUCGGUGGCUGAACGUGUGCGCAUUGUGGAGCAGCGGCAAUUUGAUAAACAACAACUACAACAGCAACAACAGCCAUCGCCUGCUGGCAAUGGAUACUCCACGAAGAUCAAUGUGAGCCUCGGAGCCGAGGAGUGGCCAGAAACAGGUCCUUCAGGUCGUCGUCGCAGCAGUGCGCAGGAGCUGGUGCUGCAGGACUUGCGUGCCCAUCAGCGCAUUCUCGACGAAGGCCUCAAGUCCACGUCUCUGAUCAUGAAAACAAUGCGCUCGGCCAGCGAAUUCGAUGAGGCCAUGCGUCGCCUGAGCAUAGCUUCAAUCGAGUCCGCUCUGAUACAGCCCACAAUUGUGAUCCCAACGCCCAUGUUGCGUUCCCAUAGCUACCAGGAGGAGAGCUCCCGUCGUACAUCGACUACAUCGAUAACCAGCAGUGAUUUAUUCGGCAGUGCUUUAUGUGAUUCUCUGCCACGAUCUCCAUUGGCACCGCCACGUCUUAAGUUGUUGGGCAAUACCCAAGUUCCGGUGAGUCAACAGUUGACACAGCUGCGGCGACUCUACGAUGCCGCAGAACAGGAGGAGGACAGUGCCGAUGAGGAGGUUAAGCGCUAUUUUCGAGAGAACAACAACAACAACAGCGAUAGUGGCGGUGGCACUCAGUGCAGCUCCUCGCCGGAGGAUGUGGUGCUCAAGGGCAGCGAAUAUUCAAGGAGUUGGAGUCGCCUGAAGGCCAAGCGUACCAUCUGGAAGAUCGAGGCGCAUGAGCAAACGCUGAAGCGUGCAGAUCUGCCCAAGUCCAAUGUCAUGAAUAUUGCUUUACAUGCUCCAAGAUUGCAGAAGCCCAAACCGACGCCACCUACUCUACGCAUUGGUCAACUGGUGCCUGUGGCCAAACCUAGGACACUCCUUGUGCAACCACAGCCGGUAACGCAGCCACAACUCACUCAGGACAAUGGAGACGAGUCUGGCAACGAGUCCCUGAAGAUUGUCAAGGAGGCACGCGGUGCUCGCAAGUUGCGUGAGCACGAGCUCUCCUAUUUCGGAGUACAGCACUCUCCGACGCCUCAGCAAUCCCCCAAGUUGCUAUCAACGCCCAAUCCACGACGCACGCUGCCCACACGCAGCAAAUUAAGCCACAACGAAGAGGAAGCAACAGCAACAACAACAGCAACAACAACAACGACAACAAAGUGGCAGCUGUUAAACGAUCGACCCGAUUUGCUUAGGCACAGCCCACAGGGCAACGAUGAAAGUAACGAACACCCGGAGGAUGAUGAGCACUGCUAUGAGAACAUUGCCAACGAGUUGACCACCACAUUCCGUGUAAAAUCACCAUCGCCGGGUAGCUAUGAGCGCAAGACGGAUUUGCAACGCGAUGCACAGAUUCUUAGCGAGAUGACACGCAACGCUGAUCAAACAUUGAAGGCACUCUCCGAUGAAGCUGCCUUCAAGGAUCAGCGACGUCGUUCCUGCUCGCUGCAACGACGCAACGCCAAACCGUUGGCCACCAUCAACGAGAAGGCCUACAAUGGCGAUGUCAAAGCAUUGAGCGUGGCACGUGGCACUUUUGCCUCGGAGGCACGUCGAAACUCACGACAAUCGACGCCUUCACCGACCCGAGCACGCAGCUCAUCGCAGUCAUCCAUUGAGUGCUGUCCCCGAGAUCGUUCUCGUUCGAGUUCGCGUGAAUCAAUGACCCAGGGAGGCGGCUCCUCCGAUGAUCAAAUGACAAAGCAACGAGUUGAACGAAUGCGCAUGCGCACACCGAAGCGAGAGAAGACUCGUCACGAUGUAACCGAGCAGCGUUCGUCGAGGCAGAGCAGCAAACCACGCAGCAGCACGAACGCUGCACCAGAGAGCAAACGCUCUCAUCACCACAGCCGGCACAGAGAGAAGGAGCACAGCAGCGAACACUCGGGCAAACAUAACUCUGGCUCAGUUGCUGUCUCCUCAUCUGGAGGCAUUCGACUGUUGCGCUCAUCGCGUGUCAGCGAAGAGAGUCGACCACGCACGAGCUCUCACCGCACGACCGAGCGUGAACGCUCUCGCGGCAGUGAGAAGCACCGAGAAGAACUCACACGCUCGCGUGGUCACUCCAGUCGCUCGAGACACAGUGAACAGACAACAACAACAACAACAACAACAACACCAACAGCAGCGGUUCACAAGUCGAGUAAAAGCAGUCGCAGCAGCAAUCAUGACACAGCAACAUCGGCACACAGAAAGUCCACAACAGGGGCUAAAACAGCAAUGACAACAAAAGGCACAACAACGCACAAAGCAACAUCAGCAACACCAACAACAACAGCGCACAACGAACUGACGUACGUAUACGUAACGAAUUUAGCCAAUACACAAACCGCCGAGGAUGCAGACUAUGCGAGCAUUGAUGAGGCGGCCAUAACGUGUACGUCAACGCCUCCGCUGCCUCCGCCUCGACGCAAACGUAAACAGAGUCUCAUUCCCGUGCCGAUACAAAGGGAACGUGCCACAUCCACGCCCACUGCCGCCUACGAGCAUCGCAUAAAGCUGGAAAUGAUUCCCGUGGCACCGAGCUACUCGAAUCAGUCGACACUGCGCUGCAAGGCAAUGUCUCAGCCGAGGAAACCUUCGCUUAAGUGCACGCAGUCGACCAGCUCAAGUUUCGCCUUUCUGCCGUAUUUGCCAGCCAAACGCAAUUCGAGCGUUAGCCACGUUUAUGACAAUUAUUUGUUGUAUGCAACGCCGGCCACAUUGACGGCCUCCAAGCUGCGUCCAUAUCAGCACAAUUUGAGCAACGAACAUGCCCAGCUCUUUGGCAGCAGUGGACGUGGUGGUGGUGUCACAGCUUCCGGUAUGGGAAAUGGGGCAGCUGGCGCCUUGACAAGUCGCUUGGGCAGUUGGCCAAAACGUUUGCGCAUGCGUCAGGUGCGCAGCAGCGUCUCGACGCAUCAGCCCUUUGGCAUCUGCACAUGUUCAUAGUCAGCGAUGGACAGCAAACCAAAUAGCAAAGUCGCACAUGGAUAAGCGCAACUGGAUCUCGUCACAGUCACAGUCAAAGUUUUCUCUCACGUUCAAAUACUCACUCCUAUGCACUCCAACCAAUUUUCCUACUUUUACUAUUUAUAUUUUGGGUAUUUUUCUUAAUUUGACUACCUCAAUGCACGCGAAAUGUCAAACGAAGCACGCAAUCAACACGAAAUAUUAAAACAAAACAAAAACCAAUUAAAUUCUCGAAAACAACUAGAAGAAUUGCAGCCGGCAAUCGGCCGUUUUCUAACCCGAGUUCCCUCCCAACUACUAAUACAAUUAAAAACUGAUUGAGAUUGAGAGCGGGCAAGACAAAGAAAGGGAGAGAGGGAGAGAGAGAAGAGAGUUUGUUUUUCACUUGGAGCACACACUCAAAUGGGAAUGCACACAAAAAA
Messenger RNA from Drosophila innubila, 6836 nucleotides. Its product is annotated as serine-rich adhesin for platelets. The transcript is spliced from 11 exons. The record is from RefSeq and is a predicted model, not a curated record. Lineage: Eukaryota; Metazoa; Arthropoda; Insecta; Diptera; Drosophilidae. Bases 541 to 6393 code for a protein of 1950 amino acids.